This is a messenger RNA of Procambarus clarkii (red swamp crayfish), 4118 nucleotides long. Lineage: Eukaryota; Metazoa; Arthropoda; Malacostraca; Decapoda; Cambaridae. The record is from RefSeq and is a predicted model, not a curated record.
UGAUGGACCUGGUUGCUCUGUGGCUCUAGCUCCCUGGCCCCUCCUCAUAUCGCAGUUGCUUAGCACUUCGUAUUGGAAGAUGCUGUGUCAUUAGCACAGAGAUGUUGACAGGACCGAUGGGCUCCUUGCUGUGGGUCUCCAUAGUCUCUCUCUGACCUCAUGUCCGCAACUUAGUACUUACAGUACCAAAGGCUGUUCUGUGGACGAAGACUUGGAACAAGUCUAUAUAUAAAAGACCUUGUAUAAAAGACUUUAUUUUGCGUACAAGAGCGUGAGUCCGUCUUGGGGGAAGAAAGUACUUAACUACUAAUCAUCUAGUUGUGUUUUCAGAGAGGUUGAGCUUCGGCUCUUUGGUCCCGGCUUCCACAAAGUGUUAGAGUGAGUUAGGGAGGCGAGAGGGACAAUGAAGGGGUUGAUGAGUGUGUGAGGGAGAGUUGAUGCGUGGGAGUGUGUUGGAGGCGGUGAGGGAGGAGGAGAGUGUCGUGGUGGAGGAGACAGAGAGGAGAAUCUCCCACCACCGUCAGCGCUGCCCGUCUCUUCACUCACUCCUCCGCCGUCAGCUCCUGACGCAGGGAUCCAAGAUGGCCGCCGCUUUCCGCAAGCUUUUCCGUUCUAGCGACAAACUGGAGCCGCAGUUCCCGCCCGCCACACCGACCAAUCAGAGCAGCGCGCGUAGGGAAUCAUCCUCCGCUUCCAGAACCUCCCAGAACCAGCCAGCUGGAGCGUGGCGCCAUGACACCACCUCAGAUGAGGGAGAAGUGUUGGUGGAUGGUGGAGAAGGCAGUGUUGGCGGCGGCGCCAGCAUCGCAGGGCUCAACUCACCCUCCAACACUCGAAGGUUCUUCUCCAGACACACAUACCUCGACGGUAGCCGCGUCGGGCCCUCGGAAGGCGUAGUUGGAAGUCCCAAGACUUCGAAUCGCGGGAAAACAUCGCCUUCUUCGGCGGCUUCCGCUGCGACGGCUGCCGCAGGCCUCUUCAAGAAGAGCAGCAGCAGCAGCAGCAGCGCCGCCAGCAGCGGCCUCCUGAACGAGUCGACGACGAAGCACAUGAAGGUCGUGAGAACUCGCAGACUCAUGAAGGAGUUCGAGGAACUCUCUAGAACCCAACAGAACGCCAAGGACCCAGUCUUCACAGUCGACCUUGUCAAUGACUGUCUCUACGAGUGGAAGGUCAAGUUGCUGCGGGUUGACUCGGACUCCGAGCUGUACCGAGACAUGCAGGAGCUGGGCAUCCACCACAUACUCCUCUCUCUCAGCUUCCCGGAGAACUUCCCCUUCCAUCCGCCCUUCCUCAGAGUACUCUCACCCAGACUGGAAAAGGGCUUCGUGAUGGAGGGAGGCGCCAUCUGUAUGGAAGGAGCUCCCUCACCUGUGUUGAUCCCUUCCCCUUCGGCCGUGCCUGUUCUUUCUCCUGUCUCCUCUGUGGGUGGCGGUCUCCUCCCCCGAGUCGUUGAGGCUGACAUUCUGUGGGGUCGUGCUCCCCCGGUUGUGGGGCGGCCUGCCGCCGGCUCUUCUCGGGUGCCUCCUGCAGGGGGUGACAGCUCCGAUGACCAACGGCCUGUCCCCAAGCGUUCACGUACGGAUACGGGUGCUUUGCCUCCUCGUACGUGGGCAGAGGAAUGUGAGGAUGCGGCGUGUGUUGAUAUUUCUUCUGCGAGCUGUUCCUCUGUGGAGUGCGAGGAUGGUGCGUCUGGUGCUGGCGUGGUUCCGGUGGAUGGUGUGGCCCCUGGUGUGGCUCCUGCUGUAGGGGCGGGGGCCGGUGUGGGGCCUGUGGCUCUUGAUUCGGGUGCGUCGCCCGCGUCGGAUGGUUCCGGUUCCUCGUGGGGGGUGGUUCCCCCUUGCGAGGUUGAGGGUGAGCGUGGCGACCUGGUGGUGGUGCUGAAGAAAACUGCUCGCUCUGAGGGUUCCGUGCCCCCUUCCCUGUCCCCUGUUUCGUCGACGCAGGUUUUGCCCUCUCGAGUCUAUGGCCAUUUCUUCUGUGUCUCCUGCUUUGUCGGAGGGGGUGUUGCCGCCUCGGCAGCCUCCGCCCGCUGUUCCGGUAUCUCCUGCUUCCACGGCGGAGGUGUUCCUGCCUCACCUGACUCGUUCUUCGUCUUCGGUGUCCUCUGCAUUAGUAUAUUUCUUGAAGGUGAUAGAAAGGGUGAUAUCAAUGAUUAUAGCAUGAAUCUUCUCUAUUUUUCUUAUGUGUUUAGUCACAAAGAGACCUCGAUGCCUCCGGAUAAUCAUGGUAGAGACAUCAUUGUCCGGAGGUGCUUGGGACGGAUAUCACGGAAACACAGAGCCCCAAAGGAAUUUAAUAAGAGAUCAGCCGAGUCAGCCUUCAGGUCCCUGGUCAAGACUCACGAGAAAUAUGGCUGGGUCACACCUCCGCUCUCCGAGGGGUAACACAGGACCUGACCUACCUCAACAACUCUUCAGCGUUCAUCAAUCCAUCCGAGUGAUAUCCGAUCCACGAUUCCAGUUACAGGCAAGAAUCGAAUCCUCUUUGCAAGUGAAUCCAGUUUUCCUUUGUUCCUGCUGAAAUAACCCUCCCAAAAUGCUCUCUGAUCCCACAAUGUUUCAGAUGUAGAUUCACAACUCACCUCUUUUGUCUGCGAGUACUUCAAGGUAGAGGCAUCAAACAGGGGUGUUUUGAUAAUCUAGUCAUGUGAUUAAUGCUGGUUUUGAUAAUCUAGUCAUGUGAUUAAUGCUGGUUUUGAUAAUCUAGUCAUGUGAUCAAUGCUGGUUUUGAUAAUCUAGUCAUGUGAUCAAUGCAGGUUUUGAUAAUCUAGUCAUGUGAUUAAUGCUGGAUAAAAGACAUUUUAGGCUAAAAGUGUCAGUAAUUUUUGUAUUACAUUAUAGACAGUUGUUAUAUCAUCGAAUACGAGGACUUAAUUGAAAAAGGAGUUUAGAUUUUUAUUGCAUUCUCAUCAAUUACUUUUUCCUUGAGUAGGAGGAACCUUGGGGCCCUAAACGAAUUGUGUUUGGUAGUCAUUUGCUCAUUUGUUUACAGCUGAAUGAUAAACAAGUGAGCAGAGUUGUUUUUAAUGAUAAACAAGUGAGCAGAGUUGUUUUUAAUGAUAAACAAGUGAGCAGAGUUGUUUUUAAUGAUAAACAAGUGAGCAGAGUUGUUUUUAAUGAUAAACAAGUGAGCAGAGUUGUUUUUAGUGAUAAACAAGUGAGCAGAGUUGUUUUUAAUGAUAAACAAGUGAGCAGAGUUGUUUUUAAUGAUAAACAAGUGAGCAGAGUUGUUUUUAAUGAUAAACAAGUGAGCAGUUAUUUUUAUCACAUCAUUGCUAUUGUAGUACAGUAUAGUUUUGUUACUAUUAAAUGCAAAUAAUUUGACCUAAAAAUGUUCUAUACAUUUUUUAACAUUUGGGUUCAAGGCAGAAAGGUUAAAAUAUUGAUAUAUUUUUAUGCAUUUAUAUAUCCGUUAGUCACUCCUAAUGAAAUAGAAGCCUUGGUGGAAACGUUUAGAGCACAUUUAACAAGAACAGAAACAUCAUCACCUGUACUAUUACAAAGCUGCUUCUGCCCUAAGCAGUCUGAUGGAGAUUCGUAUAAAUCACUUCAAUCAAUCAGUCACUUCUUUCAAUUUAACUGUGUUAGUCGUGGCAGUCUGUAGUUUAAUCUCCACUCUCUACUACACCUAAAUUGUUACAAAUUAUUAAAUAUUAUUAAUUGUAUGGUUAACAGUUUUCCCUAAUGUCUGUCACCAUUGUUUUGUUAAAAGGCUUUUCAAAUUAAAGCCUAAAGACUAAAUUUAAAGUCCUGGAAUGCUGGAUCAGUUACUAAUGUCAGUUAAAAGUUUUGUGAAACUAUAGUUAACAUUUUGCUGUCAGGACCUCAAGGUAACAGAGAAAAUAUGAAAAAUACUUUUUAUUUGCAAUAAUAUUUUUCAGGAUUUCAUCCUUGGACUGUUCAGCUAUAUAUAUUAAUAAUAAUAAAUAUAAUACUAAUAAUAAUACCCAGAGAAGUCACAUUAACAUUAUAUAUCAAAGAAUAAAUCCUCAAGAGCCUUGAUGAGGGUUCGAACCAAUGCGCUGAGAGUUCCCAGACGUGCUCUAGUCUGGGUACAUGUUGUGGUACAGUCGACUAGAGCAUGUCUGGGAACACUCAGUGCGUAGGUUCAAACCC